Messenger RNA from Chlorocebus sabaeus (green monkey), 4304 nucleotides. It is a transcript of the gene SCARA3, whose product is annotated as scavenger receptor class A member 3. The record is from RefSeq and is a predicted model, not a curated record. NCBI's taxonomy places the organism in Eukaryota, Metazoa, Chordata, Mammalia, Primates, Cercopithecidae.
GAAGGGAGGACGCGCGGGGCGAGGGGCGGCGGCAGACCUCGCGGGGCCCCAGCGGGAAGCGCGGGCGGCGGCGGGAUGAGCGCUCUGGGCGGCGGGGCGCGGCGCUAGGCGCCCGGCGGGGCGUCCCCAGGCUGCGACCCCGCGGGACCCUCCACUCCGCCCGCCGCCUCCGCAGCCCGCGCGCCGGAGCAUGAGUCCGGGCGGGAGCCCCACGGCCGCGGGCGGCGCCUAGGACGGCGAUCCGCGCCCUGGAGAACCCGCCGGCCGCCCGGCUCCACUACAGCUCCAGCCGCCUGCAGCGGGGCCCUCCUGAGGCCCCGAAGGAAGGGACCAUGAAAGUGAGGUCAGCCGGCGGCGACGGAGAUGCCUUGUGCGUUACGGAAGAGGACCUGGUGGGUGAUGACGAGGACAUGCCGAGCUUCCCGUGCACCCAGAAGGGCCGGCCAGGGCCCCGCUGCAGCCGCUGCCAGAAGAACUUGUCUUUGCACACAUCGGUGAGGAUUCUUUACCUCUUCCUGGCCCUGCUCCUGGUGGCUGUGGCUGUGUUGGCCUCUCUGGUUUUUAGAAAAGUGGACUCUCUCUCCGAAGACAUCUCCUUGACCCAGUCUAUUUAUGACAAGAAACUUGUGUUAAUGCAGAAAAAUCUCCAGGGCCUGGAUCCGAAAGCCCUGAACAACUGCUCUUUCUGCCAUGAAGCUGGGCAACUGGGGCCAGAGAUCCGAAAACUGCAGGAGGAGCUGGAGGGAAUUCAGAAGCUGCUUCUGGCUCAGGAGGUGCAGCUGGACCAGACCUUGCAGGCCCAGGAGGUGCUCUCCACCACCAGCAGGCAGAUCUCCCAGGAGAUGGGCAGUUGCUCCUUCUCCAUCCACCAGGUUAACCAGUCUCUGGGGCUCUUCCUGGCCCAGGUGAGAGGCUGGCAGGCCACCACAGCUGGCCUGGACCUCUCUCUGAAGGACCUCACCCAGGAAUGCUACGAUGUCAAGGCUGCAAUGCACCAGAUCAACUUCACCGUGGGGCAGACUUCCGAGUGGAUCCAUGGGAUCCAGCGGAAGACGGAUGAGGAGACCCUGACCCUCCAGAAGAUUGUCACCGACUGGCAGAACUACACCCGGCUCUUCAGUGGCCUGCGUACCACCUCCACCAAGACCGGAGAGGCAGUCAAGAACAUCCAGGCCACCCUGGGGGCCUCCUCACAGCGCAUCAGCCAGAACUCCGAGAGCAUGCAUGACCUGGUACUCCAGGUCAUGGGCUUGCAGCUGCAGCUGGAUAACAUCUCGUCCUUCCUGGACGACCACGAGGAGAACAUGCAUGAUCUUCAGUACCACACCCACUAUGCCCAGAACCGCACCGUGGAGAGGUUUGAGUCUCUGGAAGGACGCAUGGCUUCUCACGAGAUUGAAAUUGGCACCAUCUUCACCAACAUCAAUGCCACUGACAGCCACGUGCACAGCAUGCUCAAGUACCUGGAUGACGUGCGGCUCUCCUGCACGCUGGGCUUCCACACCCAUGCCGAGGAGCUCUACUACCUGAACAAGACUGUCUCCAUCAUGCUGGGCACCACAGACCUGCUCCGGGAGCGCUUCAGCCUGCUCAGUGCCCGGCUGGACCUCAACGUGCGGAACCUCUCCAUGAUCGUGGAGGAGAUGAAGACGGUGGACACGCAGCAUGGAGAAAUCCUUCGCAACGUCACCAUCCUACGAGGUGCCCCCGGCCCUCCAGGACCAAGAGGACUCAAAGGAGAUAUGGGCGUGAAAGGGCCUGUUGGCGGCAGAGGCCCAAAAGGAGACCCCGGCAGCUUGGGCCCCCCGGGAUCCCAGGGUCCUCAGGGGCAACCUGGAGAAGCCGGACCUGUGGGAGAGAGGGGCCCUGUUGGCCCUCGAGGGUUCCCAGGCCUCAAAGGCUCAAAGGGCAGCUUUGGAACAGGAGGGCCAAGAGGACAGCCAGGCCCAAAAGGGGACAUAGGGCCCCCAGGGCCAGAAGGGCCCCCAGGGUCUCCAGGGCCCUCAGGGCCUCAGGGAAAACCGGGGAUCGCAGGGAAGACAGGGUCACCAGGCCAGCGGGGAGCCAUGGGGCCUAAGGGUGAACCAGGGAUCCAGGGUCCCCCUGGUCUCCCUGGGCCUCCAGGCCCACCAGGAAGCCAGAGCUUCUACUGAGGAGGGCUGGGGUGGAGACACUGUCACACAGAAUGCCGGAGGGGCACCGAGCAGAUCCAGGCCCCAGAAAGGCUCACCUACAGACAGUUGUGGUCCUCUGAUUCCAACGAGGGGGUUCCCCAGGGCUGACCCUGCAGCUUUGGGCUCCCCCUUAGUAACUGUACCAUAGGAAAGCAGCCCCUACUCACACAUGCAUGCACACAUGCACACAAACGCAUGCACACACACACAUGCACACAAACGCAUGCACACACACACAUGUACACAUGCACACAUGCAUGCACACAUACACACAUACACAUGCAUGCACACGCACACAUGCAGAACAUCCAGGCACACACGCAUGCACGCAUACACAUGCAUGCACACACACAUGCACACAUAAACACACGUGCACAGUACACAUGCAGGCACAUAUGCACACACACACACAUGCGCACGCACAAACACACAUAUACACAUGCACAUACACAGAUUUUUCUGCUGGUCAGGUGGGCCAACUGGGUUUCCCUGGCUGGGCAGGAGGAGAGGGCAGAGGAAGACCCCCCUCUCCUGUGACUGAGCCUGCCAGGGAGGCAGCUACCUCGGGAGGAAGAUCUCACAUCUGUCUCUGGGCACCCAUGCUGACCAGCAGUUUCCCAGGGCUCCCCGGGGUUAAAAAGCCCCAAGGAAACCUUUGCGGGUGGGUGUUACUGCCAAAACUCCAGAGGCAAAGUGGACCUGGCAACCCCAGACCCUCCCCACAAGCAAGGGAACAGCACACCCGGGAGCUGUCCCUGUCUGUCACAGCACAGUGGGGCCACGAGGCCGACAUUCUCUGGCCUUGCACACAGCACCCCCUGAGAAGUUCAACAUUUAUUUCUUUACAUGUCCAGAAAAUUCCUCAAUUCAUCCUUGCCUCUGCCCUUCAGGAGCAGCCUGGAAGGAAUCCAAGCAGGAGUUUCAUCUGUACGGGGGCACUCUGUAGGCCCUGAAACAUUGGGCCUGAGUGGAGAUGGGAGACAGAGGCAGGCCAGAAGGUUCUCUCUGCACAGCUGCCUCCCUUGCUGUCCCUGAGGCUGGCCUGCCCCAUUCCCCAAGGGAGUUCCGCUGGAGUGGUGGGGAGGAACAAGCUGCAGAAGGGCCAACCCCUUGCAACAGGGCAGCUCUCACCUCCUGCACUCAGCUCUCCUGAUCACAGCUGUGUGCUGACAUUGUCCCACCAGGACCCACAAUGGCCCGAGCCCUCUUUUCAUGGGCAGCCAGCUGGGCUAGGAGUGGGAAGGGCCUGGACACCCACAGAGGCCCCCCGUGUCAUCACUCCUUGGCACCCACCAACUUCCGGCACACACUGGCAGAGCGGGGCGCUGGGAAGUCACCCCGCAGGGUGGAGGUCUCCUUUGACUACUUUGCUCUAAAGCUGCUUUGCCUUUAUGUUCAAACAGAUUCAGACCCCCCGUCCCACCCAGGGUGAGGGCAUAGAGUUUCUCCUUCCCAACACAGACCCAGAGAACAGCUCUUCCCUGCCCAAAGCCUUUCUGCACCUUCCUGACUGUCCUGGAUGUGCAACUGGUUUGCACCGCACACCCCUUGGCCAUGUAACUCUCCUGUCCACAUAUGAUAAUACCAUGCUGCAUAGUAUUACUGACUCAGUAAACAGCUAUUUCCAGGAGCGAGGUGUCUUUGAGUCCUUUCUGCCUGACUUGGGGGCAUGAUGCCUUCAGGGCUGCCCUCCAGGUGAGCCUCUGAAGGAGAACUAGUGACAAGGGUCCCCCAGAAAUUCGAUCUCACUGUGGAGUUGGGUCUAACCUCAUUUUCGAAACACUGAGUUCGGCCAGGGACCAAGAGUGUCUGAGGGAAUUACCUGGAGAGAGCAGGAACAGAGCGGGAAAUGGUAAGCCCCGUGCAUCUUGCAGCUUGGCCCUGGAGCUCUUUGGCUAAAACAAGAUUAGAAAACAGGGCAGGCCUGGACAUGUGAGUGACACCUCCUGCUUCUGGCUUUUGUCUCCAAGACAAGGAGAUAGAACAGGAAAGGAGGCAGAGACCAGGCCAGACCUGCCCCAAGGGGCCUGGCUUGGCAGGGUCUGCGGAUUACGGAAGAGGAUAGCUGGAUCCUCUGUGAGUCAGCACAGCAGCUUCACUUACUGGCAAAAUAAAUGUGACCUAGUGCAA